Molecule: messenger RNA, 3096 nt
Organism: Mizuhopecten yessoensis (Yesso scallop)
Lineage: Eukaryota; Metazoa; Mollusca; Bivalvia; Pectinida; Pectinidae
Exons: 2
Coding region: 717-2537 (606 amino acids)
Source: RefSeq, a predicted model, not a curated record
CACUCGACGCUCCUGUACACACGUUUACAACUCUCUUAUUAAAUAUUUUUACAGCGAUUCUUCCUUACUUUGUCAGGUAAACUGUCGUGAAGGUUUUUACUUUGUUCGUCUGGUAGGACACCAUUCUACUUGGGGAGUGAAGCGUGACGUAUCAAGCUCAGGACAGCGUGCUGAUUAGGAUGACAUUUGAUCGAUCUGUCACCGUACAUAUAUUUCCGAAUAACGGGUGUGUCACAUUCUAUCCGAUCUUACACCGUACAUAUGACGGGUGCGUCGGGAUCACCACUUACAGGAGGAAUAUGUAGGCGCUAAAAGUAUCGUAAUCCAGAGGAUUGAAAUCGGGAACACUCCAGGACACGCGACAAUUCUCCAUGGACACGCCGGCGCUUCACCGUACCUGGACAAAUAUGGAAACUGAUGUUAUGACCCAAAUCCUCAGCACGUAAACACGGCAUUUUAACUGCCGCAUGUACACUAAAAUUUGUACGCAAGGUGUGCAUCAGAUAUGUGAAGUUUGUUAACAGGUUAAAACGUGUGAACAAGUGCUCAAAUGCGCAUUCCUUAGCCAUUAACUCGGGAGUGAACAUAUAGCUAUCUAUGUUUAAGCGGUGAAAUUUUAUCAGAUGUGCCCGAGGAUACUAGAAACUUUUAUGUCUCAGCUUGGUAGCACGCCAGGGACGGUUUUUAAGUGAAUUGAUUAUCUCAAUGUUCUGAAAAUGAAAGAACCUAAAAUGUUGGCAGGGUCCAUUUGUGACCAUGGUAGGAGGCGUCAUAAACGCGUGUCUUCUGCUAAAGGCAGGAGAGCGCCAUCUACAGCCAAACCCGCACAAAGUGUUGCCAACACAAAGGGACCGCAUGUGGUGCAAGUUGAUGUCACGAGCCCACAAAAAGGCACGUCAGAAACAGAACAACAGGGUGCACCGGAAUUCCAUGGUGCUGACGAGGACAAAUCUUUGACACAUAACACAGACGUUCCAAAUGACGAUGGAGACGUCAUUCAGGAAACUGUGAGUGAAAUGGAAAACACUGAUUUGGUAAGCUCCGAAACCAACGAGACCAAAUCAGACAUUCCCAUGCAGAAACAACACAUUGUGGUCAAUAUGAAUAUCCAGGACCUGGAUGAGGGCCUGGAGGGGAGCCUGGAGGGGGGCCUGGAGGACGAUGACGUGUUUGAAAGUGAUAUAAAGAACAGUCAAGAUGAAAACAAAUACAGAAAGCGUAAACCGUUGACGCGAGACCAUAAGAAAGAUAAAGAUUUGAAGCCUAUUAAUGAGUGUGAUGAAAGCGGCAUCAUUACAACAGAAAACGGUGAUCAGGAAACGGAGAAAGCCGAGGAGGUCACAGCUACUACAUACACGAAUUAUCAAGUCUCUCUUCCAGUAAAUGGAGACGUUGAAACUAAAUUAACUGUCGAUAUCGAUAAAGUGAAGCGUCAUACUAUCAAAAGACCGAAAUCCGAGAAAUUUAGGAGACCAAAAUCGUCAACUGUGUCUGAUAAACAAAAGCGGCGACCUUUGUCUAGUAUGGUAUCCGGAAGACCGAGUUCUGCUUCCGGUGGAACCAGUCGAUGUACGAUAGUACCAACGCUACGUGUAACGAAGGCGGAGCUCGAGUACUACCUACCGAAACGGAGUUUUUUCAGUUGUCAUGACAAAGCACUGAAAGACGCUGGUUAUGGUACUGGUAAGACUCCUCGGCAAACAAGGAUGAUAGAGGCUUGGGCGAAACAAACGGAAAACAAGACUUUCGGAGAAAGAGUACCAACUCCUCAAGAUAUGGAAAAUUCUUUGGACAGCGACAAACAGCAUACAGCUGUAGAGGAACUUGGAGAUGACGCAAAGCAGAGGCACCCAAGUGAGAGUUUGUCAGAGGCAGGGAGUAGAGAAAGCGUAUCGUCGACUGUAGCACAGCUUCAUGACCAUAGGCUAAGCCGCCAAGUUUCUAAUAUUUCAAUUCGCUCCAAUGCAUCUUUGACUCGGAAGUUGUCUCGACUAUCGCGCAGGCGCGGUGAUAACGAAGACGAUGAAAUAAGGGUUGACUUUCAGCCACUGUUGCAGUACCUUAAACAUAUUAGUGAGAACCCGGAUGACUAUGUGCAUCAACACAAACAAUGGAAAGCUGGAGUUCCGUCCCAAGAUUCUCUAGUAAAAUUGGGAAAUAUCUACCGUCGAGGCAGACACGGGCCGUCCUCAGACAGUACACUUGUGAAUGCCGUGCAUGACAUCAACCCGAGAUUUAGUGAUCCCAGCCAAUGGACGAAUACAAACAAGGAAAAGACCUUACUGACUUUAACAUCAUCAAAAAGGGACUCCAGCCAAUUUCUAUCAAAGAUUGAAUUGCACGAUUCUGGGACCAGCUCUGAUGAACCAAAAAGCGAGUUUGAUAAAAUAAAACACAAAAUGGAGGCGUGGCUUAAAACAGUUACUACGGCACAACUUGUGAAGGCCAAAGAACUUGCCCUUCGGGAGUUGGGCGAGGAGGACGCUUCACAGUCCCGCUGGUGGGUCUCGCUUAAAUCUUGUUACUAUUUAAGGUAGUGUGGUCAUUAACGCUAAUAGGUUUCGCUCAGGUCAUAUGACAGUCUGUGAUAUUGUAUGACUUUUAACGCUUACUGGUCUCACUCAGGCCAGACUGUGAUACUAAGUUAUGUAUGCAUUAUAGUGCUUAUUAUUAGACUUGCUCAAAUCAUGUGAUUACUUAUGAUAAUGUAUGCCUUUUAACGCUGAUUGGUCUUGUCCAGGUCAUGUGCCUAUGUGAUAACGUAUGACCAUCAACACUAAUCAGUCUUGUUGAGAUUUUGUGGCAAUGAUAAUACAUGGCUACCAUCGCUGAUUGGUCACGCCCAACUCCUACAUGUAUAUUGUAUUUUAUCACAUACCUAUGUAAUCUUACAAUAAUAAUACAACACUUUUCUGUUGAUAUUGUCUGUCGGUUUGUAUCACACAUAUGGGAUACAAGAUGUUGUAUCACCAUAUUAGCCGGAACUACUUUUUAGGUGAAUUCCCUUGUCAUUGCGAGCUGAAAAGUUCCCGGUAUUUGCAAAAAAAUAUCAAAGUUUAUAAAAUCUUUGUAUCGAUCUCUACCAAAUACGGAAGG